ACAGGUGGUGACUCGUCAGAGUCAGAAGAAAUUGAAAUUGAUACAUGAAAAAACAUGUUUAUAGCAUACUAGCUCAGAGGAAAAGAAAGAACCUCCCCCACCCAAGCACACAAAACACAGACAAUAACAUACCCAAGCGUACAAAAACACAGACAAUAACAUAUAAACAGAAAGAAAGAGGCAGGACCCUGGGUGCCCAGCCUUGAGAACCGGGGCGGUAGGUUAAAGAGUCUUUUAUGGGCCCAACUCUCCCUACACACCCAGUGUCCCAACCUCCCUUACACAUAGUUAUAAAAUAAAU
This is a messenger RNA of Geodia barretti, 301 nucleotides long. NCBI's taxonomy places the organism in Eukaryota, Metazoa, Porifera, Demospongiae, Tetractinellida, Geodiidae. The record is from the annotation of a GenBank genome assembly.